UUACAGAUAAUAAACAAAGAAGAUACACGUCGUCCACAAAGAAAGCCUUCAGAAGGUCAGGCUCGUGCCAAAUUUAAUUUCCAAGCCCAAUCAAGCUUGGAAUUAUCAUUAAAUAAGGGUGAACUGGUAACAUUGACACGUCGGGUGGAUGAUAACUGGUUUGAGGGAAAAAUAGCUAACAGAAAAGGCAUCUUUCCAGUAUCAUAUGUAGAGGUAUUAACUGACAUUGGUGCUGAAGAUAUUGCUGCAAAAACCGUUAUCACAGAACAAAGCGUUACGAAUCUACGCCCUUCAUUGGACACAUUACGCACAAAUAUCAACCAUGAGUUCAAUGUUUUAACACAGAAUGGCAACCAACCACCGAACGGCAUAUUGAAGGAAACCAAGAAUCUACAUAAAACAGAUUUGCUACAUGUGGACACAGUUACCGAACAAUUAAAAUACCGUGCUCUCUACAAAUACCGACCACAAAAUUCCGAUGAACUUGAGCUGUUAGAAGGCGAUAUCGUGCAUGUGCUGGAGAAAUGCGAUGAUGGUUGGUUCGUUGGUACCUCACAGCGAACGGGUUGCUUCGGCACAUUCCCCGGCAAUUAUGUUGAACGCCUCUAACCACAAAUAAGAAAUUUGUUGAAGGUUUUGUUGUUGCGUGAAGGAUCUUAUCUUCCACAUAUAUAAUGUUUAUAUUUAAUGAGAGAAAACAAAAUUAGUUUAAACACGAAAUAAUAUUAUUAAUGCUUAUAUUUUUGUUGUUGUUAAAACUUUAAUUAAAUUUGUAUAUUAUUUUUAAAAAUUAUUUAUUUAAACACGUUAAUGCUGAUAUAAUGAUAUUUUAACCCAGAUAAAUACUGAGAACUGCUACCGAAGUAGAAACACGUACAAAGUAAAUAUUUAUGGCUAAAAAUCUCCAAGCGAAUGUUAAUACAUAACUAGUCAAAGCUAUUCCCAAAUAUAACGUACCAUACGUGAAUGCAAAAAAAUAAAUUAUUAUUUAAAUAUUUUGAAUCAAAUUUUGAAAGAGAGAUUCACUAAAUAAAAAGCAUGAAAACAUAUUGAAAAACAAAAAUCAAGAAAUUGUUUACAUACAACUGAACUUGUGAAAAAUGAUUGCCAAUGCAGCUUAUGCCUAAAAAUGAUGCCAAUUAUAUAAUCUUGAUUAUAUAAAUAUAUAUAUAUUUAAUUCAUAAUAUAUAUAAUAAAUGUGUAUGUUUGUGCGAAAUACUUGAUAUUAUUUUAAAAUGCCUUUAACAGCAAACGAAUAUCUAUUACAGUGCCUUUCAAACUUUACUUAAAAUUGUUAUUUUUCACUCAAAUUACAAAAUUUUAUUGGCAUUACUAACAUUUCAUGGAAUAACAUUAAAACUGUUUAAAAAAUAUAUAAAAUAAAAAUUAUUUAUAAAA
This is a messenger RNA of Teleopsis dalmanni, 1398 nucleotides long. Its product is annotated as sorbin and SH3 domain-containing protein 2-like. The annotation marks the transcript as partial. Lineage: Eukaryota; Metazoa; Arthropoda; Insecta; Diptera; Diopsidae. The transcript is spliced from 3 exons. The record is from RefSeq and is a predicted model, not a curated record. Gene Ontology annotation, molecular function: protein binding.